GGCGGCGGGCAGCGGCGAGGCGCCUGACCGCACAGCUCCGCUCCGCUCCCGAGGAUGCUUGGGGGGCGAUGCCCGGCGACAGGGAGGACGAGAUCUGCCAGAAAGCGCUGCAGCUGCUGGCCGAGCUGUGCUCCGUCGGCGCCGUGGAGAACGAGAAUUGCCGGGAUUUUAUCUACUACCUGCGGGACAGAGCCCGGCCCCGCCUCACCGACUCAGAUAUCUCAAUAAGCUUGCUUUCCCUAGUUGUCACAGCCUGUGGUCUUGCUCUGUUUGGUGUGUCCCUGUUCGUGUCCUGGAAGCUUUGCUGGAUUCCUUGGCGAGAGCGUGGCCUGCCAUUUGGGAACAAAGAGAAACAAGAGUCCCUGAACUACACAGAUACAGAGACCAAUGACCAUGACUACAGCGAGGAUUAUCUUGGUCAGCCAACAACCUACCCAGAGUCCUCCAUGAAGAUCAGCCACACCUCUCCUGAUAUCCCAGUGGAUGCUCAGGGGGAGACAAAGGAGAACUGUGUACACAAUGCACGAAUGCAUCGUCAGAUCACUGAACCAACCUCUUCUGCACGGCAUAACUCAAUCCGAAGACAGCUCAACCUCUCCAAUCCUGACUUCAACAUUCAGCAGGUUCAGAAACAGGAGCAACUGACUGGAAUUGGCCGCAUUAAGCCAGAGCUGUAUAAACAGAGAUCCGUGGACACAGAUGAUGGCCGGAGGAGUAAUAGCAAGGCAUGUGGAAAACUGAACUUUAUUCUGAAAUACGACUGUGAUUUAGAGCAGCUGAUAGUGAAGAUACACAAGGCCAUCAACCUGCCAGCAAAAGACUUCUCGGGAACUUCAGAUCCGUAUGUGAAGAUAUAUCUCCUUCCUGAUAGGAAAACAAAACACCAGACUAAAGUGCACAGAAAAACCCUAAAUCCAGUUUUUGAUGAAGUUUUUUUAUUUACUGUUCCAUACAAUGAUCUGAAUGCACGGAAGCUCCAUUUCUCUGUCUAUGAUUUUGACAGAUUCUCCAGGCAUGACUUGAUUGGCCAAGUGGUAGUGGAUAAUUUUUUAGAAUUGGCAGAUUUUCCCAGGGAAUGUAAUAUUUGGAAGGAUAUUGAAUAUGUCACCAAUGAUAAUGUGGAUCUUGGUGACCUGAUGUUUUCACUCUGCUACCUUCCAACAGCUGGUAGACUAACUAUUACAAUAAUAAAAGCAAGAAAUUUAAAGGCAAUGGAUAUCACAGGAGCAUCAGAUCCCUACGUGAAGGUUUCUUUAAUGUGUGAAGGAAGGCGACUAAAGAAAAGAAAAACUUCCACCAAGAGGAACACCCUUAAUCCCGUUUACAAUGAAGCCAUAGUCUUUGACGUCCCUCCAGAAAACAUUGACCAAAUUAACUUGUCGAUAGCUGUGAUGGAUUACGACCGUGUAGGUCACAAUGAGGUCAUUGGAGUAUGUCAAGUAGGCAACGAUGCAGAAAGUCUAGGUCGUGACCAUUGGAAUGAAAUGCUCUCAUAUCCUCGGAAACCCAUUGCCCACUGGCAUCCUCUUGCAGAGGGCCCUAUUCAGCAGAAAUGUUAUGCAGGUCUUCUGCGCUUGGAUGGCUGCCGAAGAGGCUUCCUCACCCUUUUAACCUAUUCAGCAGAAAUUUGGCAUUCCUGUUGAACUCUUUCUUAGCCAUAUCCUCAGGGGCUAUUCCACAGAGUCCAGUGGGGUAAAGAUGUCCUUUUAAUCCCUCUGUUUAAUCCUCUCCCCUCCCAAUACAGGAAAUGCUAAUCUUGAUUCAUGAGACACAAAACUUCAGUGUUCUAACUAAAUUGCUUCCUAAGAGUUCCCAUGGUUUAUUUUUAUGGUUACUCUCACUGGUUGAAGUCGGGCAAUAAUCCCAGUCAGGAGAAGCUACUAUAUUUAUGGACAGUCACAAUUGUCUGCUGAAAGAAAAGAAAAAUUAUCAUAUUAAGCCAUGUGCAGUGCCAUAAGCACCUGAUAUGUAGAGGCAGGCAGCUGACAGACACUUUCUGCAGUGUAGACUAGUGACCAGAAUGCAACUAAAGACUUGACUUGGUUGCAAGCACCAGCAUUAGGUUUUUCCAUAAGUUAAAUGUCACACAACAGGAAGAUGUUACAAAAUGGCAGAAAUACUCCAGCCUUGUCUGUCUCCAUGAUCAAUUACAUUUUCUGGUUCCUGGGGACAACAGAAGCACAUUUUCAACAGGGAGACCUUCGAUCACUCCCAGCCCGUUGCAGCAGGGAAGCACUGUGAGAGAACAGGGAUACCAACAGACAAGCAUGGCUGUGAAGGAAGAUCAAGCUAAGUCUGGAGCCCAGCUUUUUGUGCCCUCAUUCAAAAGUUAGCUCCUGGCAAAAGUGCCACAAUUGAAAUACCCGCCUGGGCAUUUGGGAGUUGAGUUUAGAAAAACAUCACUGAGCUCUCAGCUGUAACCAAACCCUGAUAGGAACGGACCAAGGGAACACAUGAGGAGCACUAUAACAGUUAUGUCCUACAAAAUGAAAAGUGUCCCUUAGCAGAAGUUGGCUACAUCCUUAAAUCAAACUUGCCUUCCCUCUUUGAUAAGUUUUAUUGCAGCCAGAGCCCACAAUCAGGUUUUGACAGCUCUUCCCUUUUUUGCAGGCAACCUGUUCUUUUCAUACAUGCCUUGCUAACUUCUUUAGAUUUCAUUGCUGUGAAUUGCUUUUCAUGCCACGGAGCUAAAGAGAGACUAAUUUUUUUUUCCCUUCCCAGGAAUCAAGUGGGGGAGGGUAUCCAGCGCAUCCAGGCUGUGCAGAGAAAUAUAUACACAGCAUAUCAUUUUGGUUCCUGAAUCAGGAUUAGGCUCAGCGAGAGUUCUGGAACCUCUGUGGCCACAACCAUAGGACCCUGAAUACUGCUGAAUAGAACCCUCAGUCUUCAACUGUGUGAAGAGCUAUUGGUUUUGAGUAGUGCAAUAUUAUCCACUUGUAGCAUUAGUUCUCCAGCUGACACUAUUGCUACUGAUAGAUUUUUUGUAUGGUCAUAAGCAUUACCCAAAUUCAAGUCAAAUGUUUUGCUCAUUAGAAUAACCCAGGUUUUACAAGCAACAUGACAGCAAUGAAAACAACAGAUAUUGGAGCCAGCUUUAAAUAUGAUUAUUGUAUUUGCAAAGGAAAAAAGAAGUGCAGUAUUGUAAAUGUAAAGCUAUGUAAGUCAUUUUUUCCCAAGAAUGACUGUCAUCAGACUUUUUUGAUGGUGAGUUGUAUCUUUCAUCUCCAUGUCUCCUUUCACCUGACAUGAAAACAAGACUAAUUCACUCCUUUGCAGAUAUGCUUCAAAUCCUUCAAAGCUGUAAAAAGUUCUGUUGGGUGACAACAAGAUACAUACAGUGUUUGCAAUGACAGCAUGUUCUUUUAGAAAGAAGAUAAGGAUCUGUGUAGUAUGGAGACUGGGAGCCCUCGGUGUUAUUAGAUGAUUUUCCAGUCACUGCUUUUCACUGUGUCCAUAACACUGUGAAGGGCUGGAAGAAUCUCACAGGUGGCUUUCUUUCAUCAUACACACAAGCACACACACACACCAUUUUAAAAUGCCACUCCAAACCUAUAUAAUGUCUGUGAAGACUAUUAUUUGUAGUAGAACUAACAUUGACAGGGCUACCUUAAAUGACUGUACAUUGUAAAUGCUAAUGAAUUCUGACCAUUUUAAAAAUAAAAAUAAAAAUCAAAGCAAAGCACUGAAUUCUUUCACAUAAUGAACUCUAGGUCCUGGAACAACAGUCCCUCGGAUAAAUUUUGCUCAUUAUUUAUCCAUGCAUAGGGUUAACUUCCUUAAUUUUUUCAUAGAGAGACUUUGAAUCAAGUUUUUACAUCAAUAUCUUUACCUUAAAAGGGCAAAUGCAAAUUAUGUGUGUAUUAUACAAUCUAGUAGCCUGCUAAACACAGGUAGGUAGCCCUUGUCUUUGUAUAUACUGUUCAGGUAAGUUUAUGCACAUGAACAUUGUUUUGCAUCUUGUAUGUGUUAAAUGCUCACCAUUUUCAGUUUCUAAUUGAGCUGACACAUGUGUGACUGUAAAAAAAUCGAGAAAAUAUUUGCAACUUUUAUUAAAAAAAAAGUUGUAUAACUUGUUAUUUGAGGAUCUUCCAGAAAACCAGAAUUGUUAACAGGUAAAAACACAGCCUAAUGGUUGCAGAAGAUCUUGGAUCUGUUCUAAAUGUGUAGUGUGGCUAUAAAGCAGAAGUCUUAAAAGUACAGUUGUUAUAAAAAAAUAAAAAUAAAAUGUCAUGCUAUGCUAUGAAGAAUUUAGCUAUCACAUACAAGGACACUCCUGGCAAACUCCACAACUGUUCAAAGCCUGCCUGAGCAAAAUUUCAGAUUGGUAACAGGUCACGUCCAGAGCAAAAAAAUACAACGUAGCCCUAGCAAAUGUAUCUCAGUACAUGCUCAAGUGAAGCCUUAUGUCAGCAGACCAGUGAUGUAAUACAGUGCUCGUAACUGUUCAUGUAUGAUCUUCACUUCAGGCAAAAUUCUGCACUCUUUACUCAGGCACAUCUCCCAGGAGCCAACAUGGGGAGAUAAGCACGAACAGAGGAGGAGGACCUUUUCCUUGUAAGUGGAGAUCUUUGAUUUCCUGGAUAAAUCAGCAUAGAUGCAAUCCCACGUGGGCAAAGCAGGCAGCUGCAUGCUUUCCCGCUGCAAUGGCUAUUACCAGGGCAAUGUUAUGAACAGUAGCUUCUGUAAGAAUGAAGAGACCUAUGCAGCUAGUUCAUUUUGUCUCCGUGGAACAGAGCAGAAAUCUUUCUCAGAUUUGCCUCAAGUGACUCAAAAGGGCGUCAGCAGAAAAGUAGUGUCAUUGUAAUUGCUAAUGUUUUUUAUUUUAUUAUCAUACUCAGUUCAUUUAAUGCUCAAGGGGCUGGCAUCAAGAGAAUGAUUUUGAAAACAGUUUGAAAUAUUUCUUUUACAAAGAAAAGGAAAAUCUUAUUUUUCAUUUUUUUAAUUUUCCUAAUUCUUGCUCUCUGACUCAUGACUUACAAGCUGUUACACAGGCUAUGGCAUUAUUUCGUGCUUUAUAAAAAUAUCUGCCUUUCCAUAGUACUGCAUAAGUGGAACAGUAGUUGUUUUCUGUGCUUCUCCCUCUUCACCUUUUGACUCAACUUAAUCUAUACUACUCCCUAGACCUUCAGUAGACCCAUGUUACAGUUCUGGUGAGCCAGGCAAUAGCAAUACUGGACAUAACAGAGCAUCUACUGCUAGAACACCAGUUGGAAAUGCAGUACUGUGAUCCCAGUACUGGUCACUCUCUUUGCUGAACUAUAAUUCCCAGUGGUGAAUUAGUAGAACAGCUCAUAAGAAUAACUCCAAACCUCCAACCUUCAUUUGUUUUAUUUCCUGUGAAGACACAAUUAUGCUGUAUCACAAGUGUUACUGAAGCAAAAAGGGAAAUCCCCUAGAAAUGCAUCUCAGCAAGAUUUUAAUCCCACUUUACUCAUUAACAAUAUUCUAUUAAACCCUUAGUUUUUCAUAAGAAGCCACAAUUUCAGAUAGAUUUUUUUAUGAAAAAAAGUGAGAGCUUUCCAAGGUUCCGAUACUAAGCAGGCUAUAAUUGGCUGUCGUGUGAAAUUCCAGGGCUAAAACACUCACAAGCACAACCCUUCUGCAGCUGAAUGUUGAAAUUCCUUUGUUUUCACUGAAGUCGCAAGGUAUUAAAAGCACUUGAGGAUUUUGAGUAUCAUUUUCCCCUGUAAAUAAUCCUGGCAAUACACCAACCAUACAUGAAUUGCAACCUGCAGAAGCAGGGACUAGAAGACAAAAAAAAAAAAGCAGAGAAAAAAGAUCCACCUCUCAUACUAUUCCUGCCAGUCAGUACACCUCAGCAUUCUGUACCAGCUGAUACAUAAGACAGCAAACUUCUUAUAUAGGCGGGCAAUGCAGCUGCCAGUAGCAGAACUAGUACAACAGCAAAGGGCAGCAGAAAAGAACGAGAAGAAAGAUUCUCUUAGUUGAACCUAUGUUUGGUUUGAGGAGUAGUUGAUAUGUUUUUUCACUUUUUAAACUCCAACCAUUAUACAAAGCUAUAUUAACACUUAGCACCUAAAGGUAAAUUGACGAUUUUAUCACCUGGCAAUGUUAGAGCAUUAAGGGGACUUUGCUAUUAAAAAGUAAUAGUAAUAAUAAAACUCUUAAAAGCUCUCUUUAUUCUCUUCUAGUCUAAAAUGAACAAAUGAUAAAGGGAAAGGGAGAAAGGACUGGAAAUUUACUUGAAGAAUCUUUUUGACCCAUUUAGAAAUCUAUAAUAUUAAAUUACUGUUAAUGCAUUUUGGGUUUAUUUGAACAGAAAGAAUUAAAAAAAAAAAAAAAAAAGGAAUCACACAGUAGGUGAGUCAGCAUGAAGUGUUAUCAAUAAAACGUUUUCUUGCCUUUAGAACAAUGUAUUUAAAAAUAUUUACAUCUCAGUAUCAAUUGAAAAAACAAUGGCUUUCUUGUUCCAAAAGAAAAAAAAAAAGCAUAUAGAGAAAGUUAUCCACCACAUUGUAGAAUUUAACAUAAGCCUCCAUGCUGAGGAAAAUAGGAGCAGGACAGACUCUGUAACAACUUCACUUUGAUACUUGCUGUAAGUACUGGAAAGCCUUGAUUGCAACCAUAAUUCUGUUCCAAAGUGACAGCCUUAUGAUUCAUGAAUCAAGCUAUGCAAGGUGUGAAUUACUCUGCAAGAGCACAGCACACUCAGCUGAGCUGCUUUUAGAGUCACCAUCUAAUACAGUGAGUUGUGCAAGGAACUCUGGCUGAAGUCCUCCACAGUCCCCAAAGGACCUCCUUGAAGGGCCAUGAAAUGCACUAGUCCAGGUGGCAGAAAGAGACACCAUUCAGGAGAGGUAUCACCAGGACAUACUCAGCUGCUGACUGAGCACAGCACACAGGGUACGGAAGGGAAGGUGACAUGAGAACUUGUAAGCAUCUGGGUUGUUUGUUUUGUCUGGAUUUUUAGUUAGUCUUUCCAUUGCUCACUUAGACAUUGUAAAACUGGACUGUUUUACUCAGUUGCAUGCUGGCCAGCUGUCAUUUUUAAUGCCCCUUGCAAAGGUGUGUGAAGAGAGCUGUGUUGUUUUUGUGUACUUUCAUUUUUAAUAACACGAACAUUGUACUGUACUUUAUUAUUUCCUGUUCAAUAAAUAGGCUUGGUAUCUCUGUUUCAUGUCUAAUUUUCAAGAGCAGAGCCAUUCCUGUACUGAGGCUCUCUCAACUAGGUGGGCUUUUUUUGUUUUUUGUUUUUUGUUUUGUUCAGUAAAAAUAAUGCAUGAUUUCUUUUCGCAGUGAUGGUUUGAGGGACAAAAAAUUUCUUAAUUUUGUAAUAUGUACUACAAUCUUCUAAACACAAGUAAAAAUGUACUGUGAUCUAUUUAUAUAAAUCUAGUCUGAACAAGUAAUUUUG
Lagopus muta (rock ptarmigan) is the source of this 7375-nucleotide messenger RNA. It is a transcript of the gene SYT9, whose product is annotated as synaptotagmin 9. Gene Ontology annotation, molecular function: phosphatidylserine binding; calcium-dependent phospholipid binding; clathrin binding. The record is from RefSeq and is a predicted model, not a curated record. NCBI's taxonomy places the organism in Eukaryota, Metazoa, Chordata, Aves, Galliformes, Phasianidae. The transcript is spliced from 7 exons. The coding region runs from base 69 to 1643 and encodes 524 amino acids. Gene Ontology annotation, cellular component: dense core granule; membrane. Gene Ontology annotation, biological process: regulation of calcium ion-dependent exocytosis; cellular response to calcium ion; regulation of dopamine secretion.